Messenger RNA from Guillardia theta CCMP2712, 966 nucleotides. RefSeq lists its product as hypothetical. Lineage: Eukaryota; Cryptophyceae; Pyrenomonadales; Geminigeraceae. Bases 385 to 675 code for a protein of 96 amino acids. The record is from RefSeq and is a predicted model, not a curated record. The transcript has a single exon.
CAUGCAAACACAAUUUACCAUAUUACAAAACCGUAGAAAAUUCUCACGAAGAGGCGAUCAAACAAUAAAGAUUUAGGAUUAUAUGACUACAAUUUACAUGCUGACACCGUGGACUGCCUGCGAGAAUCGUUAAACGAUCUGUUGAGCGAUCAUUCAACUUUGUUUUAUACCUUGACAGUAACCUUGGCCUCUGUCACCACUGGCUCAUCUGGAAUGAUCUUAUUGGCAGCUCUGACAAGGUCCUGCCAAUCAGACUGCACAUUCUUGGCGCCAUCCUUGACAGUCUGCUCCACCUUGGUGCUGUUCCUGUCAUUUUGUAUUACGGUACAUGUGGUAUAUCAUAGCACUUACUUGACAAGGUCUUGCCACUUCUGCUGAGCAGCGAUGGCAGCUGAUUUUGCACGUGACUGUUGGGCCCUGAGGGCUCCACGCGGGAUGCGAUUCAAAGUAGAAGUAAACAUCUGUAGCAACACCACUGUCACACACCCUGAAGGAGCCGCAUCCCCGGUUCCAUUGCGCUAUGGAAAACAACAGGAGAAUAUGAAAGAAACACAGGGGAAAGUGACUAAAAACGACGUGGCAUGUGCAAUCUAUCACAAUGAAGGAUACUUGAGACAUCAUGCUGGCUACAAAGCCUUUCAAGGAUAUGAUCACGUGCUUGCUGGGUAUCCAUGAAACACUCUUGGGGACCUACGCGGUCACCCCCCUUAUCUCUUUCAUCAAAUGAGUUGCAUCUCGUCUGAAAUUGAGUUUCUCUAUGUUUUUCUCGUAUGGUGAUCGUAUGGCAUUCAUUUUUCUCAGCCUUCAGGACUAUCUUACAAAACACGCAUCUGCCACCUUAGGUGUACAUGCAAGUAGCUGCUCCUAGCCAUGUUAUUCGAUUCCUUGCACAAUCUAUCUUCAUGCACAAGUAGCUUUGUAGCUAAUCGUGUUGGUUACCCUUGUAUCCUCCUCCUGCCUCUUCUC